GGCAACUUGGAUGAGAUCGAUGCUUUGUUAGGGUGCCCCGUGUAUCUCACGGACCUUGAUGUCAUAGACAAGAUGAAUUCCCUGUCCAGACAAGAGCGAGAAUUCCUGUGCUCGCUGCUUUUCUUCAACAUUAAUUGGUUCAGAGAGGUUAUCAAUGCUUUCUGCAUGCAACCAAAUGCUGAUAUGAAGGGAAAAGUGUUAACACGACUACAGAACAUCACAUGGCUGCAGUCUUUGCUGGAGAAGUGCCUUGCAGAAUCUCCCGGAUAUAUCCCCCCACCCGCAAACUUUGACUGUGAGCAACAAGAAGUCCCACCAAGCGCAGUAGCAGCUGCCCCUGCAAAGAAGGCAAAGAAAGGU
This is a messenger RNA of Staurois parvus, 360 nucleotides long. The record is from the annotation of a GenBank genome assembly. NCBI's taxonomy places the organism in Eukaryota, Metazoa, Chordata, Amphibia, Anura, Ranidae.